Molecule: messenger RNA, 4073 nt
Organism: Electrophorus electricus (electric eel)
Lineage: Eukaryota; Metazoa; Chordata; Actinopteri; Gymnotiformes; Gymnotidae
Gene: st6gal1
Product: ST6 beta-galactosamide alpha-2,6-sialyltranferase 1
Biological process (GO): sialylation
Cellular component (GO): Golgi apparatus
Molecular function (GO): beta-galactoside alpha-2,6-sialyltransferase activity
Source: RefSeq, a predicted model, not a curated record
AACUGUCUUUUAAAAAUAAUACGCGGGCUUUUUAAACGAGUCAUGCAUUGCAAAAUUGCGGUUACACUGAAUUACAAUUUUACUUGUCAAGAAUUAGCUACGUUUGAUAUUAACUAGUUUAUCCUAAUAAUGAAAAAAAUAUAUAAACGGAUUUUCCCGAGAUGUUUUUUUCAAAGCAUUGGCGUGAAAUGCAGUCAAACAAUACACUACAGUGUAUUUCGACUACCCGCGUAUACUCCUGUAGAUGUGUAAGCUCAAGGUCGCUAGAGAUGGUUGACACAAUUUCGCACGGCUAUAUUUGCAAUCUGCGCUGUUGCAGUCUAAUCAGAAAUCACAGCUGAACACUAUGGCGGAUGCCCACAACAUAAGCUGUUAAGAGAUAGCAUAGCGAACACGAUGACUUUGGUUAUGAAUGGGCUAGUCUUUCUGUUGUAGUAGUGCCGAUUGGAUCUUAAACAUUUUUAUCGGUAAUUAUAAGCAGCCCCCCAAAAUAACGAACUGUAUGGACACAAAAAAAUAACGAACAGUAAUGGGACUUAAGUAGAAACAAAACAAAACAACACAAAAAAUAUACGUCAGAAAAAUAUGGGAUACAAGAUCCCAGGUGCUGGGAUGGAUCGUGUUAGCCUGCUUUGGCGGUUGAGGCGUCGAGCUCGACGAGGAGCUUUUUGCAUGGCUUUAUUUUGCAUGUCCAUGGCUGUCUUGUAUACACUCUGUGCUGAGAACAGCGUGCCCGUUACUGAUGCCAUCUUUGGGGUGAGAGCCAGGACUCGAGCACAGCCCCGAGCACAUGCCAUCGUAAAGGUGCUACGGGGAGUUGGAGCAGCUAAAACUAUAUAUGUGGACCCUCAGAAGCUACCUGGUGUAAUUCCUGGAGAUCCUCAAAAACCUAUUCCUGUUCUAUCAUCCUUCAACUAUACAAUGGAGAGCAGUCACAAGAACUAUCAUUUCAGGAGCAAAGAGAAGCAGACACAUGGGCUUCUCUCCUGGUUCCUGGGGAGACCCUUAAGACAUGCACUUGAGACCAUACUAGGGGGGAGAAGAAGAGCAGAUGUAUUUGGUGCAAAAGGCGAUGCGGAGUUCUUUGGACCACAUGGAGCAUUGGGUGAGAUAUGGGAUGAUGAGAUGUCAAGCACCAUGCUUGGCAAAAGGCUGAGGAAGGUGGUGCAGAACUAUCAGGCAAUGAAUAAAUAUGGAGUGCAACUUUCUGACUCAAAGUUUGCAGCAAGACGACAUAAACUGAGUGGUCCUGAGCUCCUGUGCCAGUUUAAAGAGAUGGUACAAGUCAUCACACUGACACCAGAGAUGAAACCAUUUGCUGGAUUUCCCUGGGCUUCCCAACUGCCUCCACGACCCCUAACCUUGGAACUUGGCCCGUUUAAGACAUGUGCUGUAGUGUCUUCCGCAGGAUCAUUACGAAAUUCUGGAUUAGGAAAAGAGAUUGAUGCUCAUGAUGCAGUGUUACGAUUCAAUUGUGCACCUACUGUAGGCUUUGAGAAAGAUGUGGGCUCUAAAACUACAGUGCGCUUCAUCAAUUCUCAGGUAAUGGCCUCUGAAGAUCAUCACUUCCUUUCCAGUUCUCUAUAUAGUACAGGCGUUUUAGUAGCCUGGGAUCCUGCACCGUACUCCUCUGACCUUAAUGAGUGGUACAACAAGACAGAUUACCCAAUAUUUAAACAGUAUCAGAGGUACAGACGGCUACACCCUCAACAGCUUUUUUAUAUCCUACAUCCCAUUGUGGAAUGGCAACUGUGGAGGAGGGUACAGGACAACAUGGCUGAGCCUAUUCAAAAGAAUCCACCAUCCUCAGGCUUGUUGGGGACAGUACUGAUGAUGUCACUAUGUGAUGUGGUCCACGUCUACGAGUUCCUGCCUUCACGACGUAAAACAGAGCUCUGCCACUACUACCAGCGCUUCACUGAUGCGGCCUGCACCCUGGGUGCCUACCACCCAUUACUCUACGAAAAGAACUUGGUGAAGAGGAUGAACCAAGGUCCUGAUCGAGACAUAUACACUCAUGGCAGGGUCAGACUGCCUGGGUUCAGCACCUUCAAUUGCACCCACACUUCAACCUCUUCCACACUUUCAAAGGAAUAAACUGAGUUUUUAAUGUAUUUAACUUAGUAUUCAGAAUUAAACUGUAUUAAUGGUGCAUGAUUCAUUGUAUAACCAAAAUAACUCACUGAGAAGUGGUCCUACACAACUCUUAUGUUAUGUGGGAAGCUUGACAGCUAGGUCAUAUGCUACUCUGUAAGCUGAAAGUAUAUUUAGUCAUAAAUAAGCAAGCAGUUAAUUACAUUUCAAGAAGUAAUUUUAAAAUGCCUGAGUAGCAGUACUUGUUUACCCUCUCUAGUCUACAUAAGUGAAAUAUAUUUAGAUUUAGUCUUUGGCCAAGUUGCUAGACAAACCUUUUGAGUGCAAUAUAUCACUUGGUAAUAUAGACAACAGCUGCUGCUACUUCUCAGCUGAAUAGGUUUUAUCACGAUUUACAUAACCGUUCCAUUUUUUAAAAUUACACGAAUUUGCUUAUUUUAUGGCUGCAGUAGAAAUCUUCAGAUAUAAAACAAUUUAUUGGACCCACCUUGAGAAUAGUAGUAAUCUAGUAUUGCUAGUUUUUAACAAUGGUAUUCAGCUGAGAGUGGAUGGCAAAGUUACAUUAAAUUGGUCAAAUGGAGGUAAGAUAUCUAAAAGAAUGUAAACCUAAUCUUUUAUAAACAAGCAGAACAUAAUUUAAAUAGUUUACCGGUCCCUUACUGUUGUGCACAUAGUUUGCUGACAGCUGCAAAUAAGAAUAUGUAAAUCCCAACUCAUUACCACAAACACCACUGAAUACUGACUCAAGUCUUACUCACACUUUAAUUUAAUGGUCUAAACCUCAAUAUAAAUAGAUAAGCAAUGAUUGACAAAGAUAUAACACAAGUAACAUGGAAGCAUUGUUUACAAAUGCAUCCCUGUAUUCACACACACACACACACACACACACACACACACACACACAGAGAGACAGAGCUACAAUGGCCUCUAUAACAGGCCACAUCUCAUAUGUAGAUUUGUUCAUUACUCUAUGAGAGUCUGACAGGCUUUAUACCACUGAAGCACUAAGUAACCAGUGCUGGGACUGCUCAGCCUGUUUCUUUUGGAGAAUGUUCUUGCAUGCAUCGCUUAAAUUGCACUGCACCAUACCUUUUAUAAACUUGUUUCAUUGUGUUGUUAUUGUAAAGGACAAGGUUUAGUGAAAGUGCAUGUAUGUUUUGUUUAAUUUUAAGGAAGAUCCCCAGGGCUGUUCAUAUUAUAGUAGCACAAUUUAUUGUUUUUUGCAUAUUCAUAUCACAUGACAAGGGUAAAUAAUUUCAUGCCUUGCUCCAUUUGACCAUUAUCUACGUCUACAUUAACCUAUUUUUAACACGUGAGAAAAGUCUAGUAUUAGGAGCAAAACCCUGCCAUGUUUAGUUUUUUUAAAUAAUAGAAAGUUAGUUCAACCAAAAAUUGGGUCUAUGCACAUUUCAUUAUCUAUUAACAUUACCAAAAUGGAUAACUCUGUCAAGUUCAGUUUGAUUCUUUGUUUAUGAUACGAAUUUAAACUAUAAAUUGGGCUAUGCACAUUUCAUUAACAUUUAAGAGACGAGAACAGUAUAUUUUCAUAUUCUGUGUUUUUUAUGUUUUUAUGUAUAGAUAUUGUUAUUCUCUCAUAUUUUAGUUUUGGCCUAGAUUUGGUGUAUUUCUGUAUCUAGAAUGCUAAUUUAUUGUAAUAUUUUCUCAGCAGACUAUGUAGACACAGGUACCAAAGCUUUAUGAAGGUUUUGCUAUAGGUUUCCUUUCCAAAGUGCCCAUAUUGGAAAUACCCAUUUAUCUGUUGAUAGUAUACAUUAAAAUAUUAUUUUUACUGUACAUGAGAACUUGUGUGUAAACUGCAGCUUGUUACGGUUUUAGGCAUGGCUGUUGAAUUGUCCAUGUCUCAUUUUAUUUAUACUGUAUCGAAGGUUGACUUGGAGUAGAUAUGACCAAUGUUCAUUCACAUUUUGGAUUGUGUGAUUAAUAAACUGAACACAACAAAUGUUAUCCAGAGAUACUCA